CGGCUGUCCUCCUCCUUCAACACCACAACAAACGCCAUUGCGCCAAAAUUCCUUUUGAAAAGGAAAGAGGACACGACAACGAGCACAUGCACACACGCACCAACCAACCAUGCGCAUCAACCGAACGAAGAAGGCCAAGAAGGUCUUGGCCGUGUACCAGAGCGCGUUUGGCUUCCACGAACCGUACCAAGUGAUUGUGGAUGGAACGUUCGCGCAGGCAGCCCUGCGAGUGAAAGUGCACAUUGCCGAGCAGCUACCACGAUACCUUGCCUCGACCGUACAGCUAUUGACGACACGCUGCUUGAUUAGUGAGCUUGACACACUGGCUGCUGCGUUGAAGGACCGUGAUCAGUUUCUUGGUCCAAAGCUCGUACUUCGCCGCUUUCAGAACCGCCACUGCGGCCACGCAAAAGGAUGCAGUGCUGCCGCUUGCCUGAAGGAUAUGGUGGGCGACAGCAACAAGCACCGCUACGUGAUUGCGACGCAGGACCCGCAGGUGAUGCAGCAGUUCAAACACGUCGCCGGCGUGCCCAUCAUCACCAUCAAUGGCGGCCGGCUCUUUCUCAUGCGACCGAGCCCCGCAACACAGGAACACUUGCAACAGAAGUCUGAGGAGAAGCUUGGGGUUGAGUCGCACGAGGAGAAGCUGCUUCGCAAGCUCAACGCAGUGUUGCAGCGGCAGAAGCAGGCGUCCGCGUCGGCGUCCGCGCUGCUCAGCAACAAGAAGAAGCGAAAAAAGAAGAAGAAGAGCAAGAAGGGUACGGGCACAACACAAAGCAGCAGCAGCAGCAGCAGCAGCAGCAGCAGCAGCAGCGGUGGCGGGGGUGACACAUCGGCGAAACAGAAGAAGAAGAACAAGAAGAAGACAGGAAAGUGAGAAAGGCAGAAUGUGAAUCGUGGUGUGGUGGUGGUGCAUGUAUGCGUGCGUGUGUGCGUGCGGUUGAAAUGCCGUAAUCAACGCCCAAAGUAAACCCUAACUCUCGAGUCCAC
This is a messenger RNA of Salpingoeca rosetta, 990 nucleotides long. RefSeq lists its product as uncharacterized. The transcript is spliced from 5 exons. Gene Ontology annotation, cellular component: nucleolus; small-subunit processome. The record is from RefSeq and is a predicted model, not a curated record. Lineage: Eukaryota; Choanoflagellata; Craspedida; Salpingoecidae. Gene Ontology annotation, molecular function: small ribosomal subunit rRNA binding. Bases 110 to 877 code for a protein of 255 amino acids.